Molecule: messenger RNA, 2340 nt
Organism: Drosophila miranda
Lineage: Eukaryota; Metazoa; Arthropoda; Insecta; Diptera; Drosophilidae
Gene: dcma
Exons: 6
Coding region: 547-1227 (226 amino acids)
Biological process (GO): G protein-coupled receptor signaling pathway
Cellular component (GO): neuron projection
Source: RefSeq, a predicted model, not a curated record
UGAUUUUUAGUCCAACAACAGACGUCGAGUCGAGAGCACACACACUCCGAGAGCAGUGCGCGCAUGUCAGCCGAGUUUCGUAUUCGAGUCGAGUCGAGGCACCACAUGGCGUAUACGUGUUGCGGGGCAUUCCAACGGGUGCACUGAGUCCAUUAUGGUCACUGGUCGAAUAGAAAUCCGCGUCCGAGCUCUGUAACCAGACCAGAUGUGUCACUCCUACAACUGCCCGAGUCUUUGCCCGAUCAGAAUGUGAACAACCAUCUCCGCAUCUAGGACAAAUUCAAUAUGGUCAUUGGCUCACGUGAUGUGAUUUGAAUAGAGGUCCCGGCUAAGUGCAACAAGCUGCAAUUGGCAAUUUGCGUGUUGUGCGGCUUGCUUUGAUGGAUUUGCUCCAAUUGGACCUCAGUCGGUAUUAAAAAUAAGGCCACUUUUCGAUUGAAUGCAGCAGAGCCAGCAGCAGAAUCAGCCCCCGCAUAAACCAACAGCACGUGCAACAUCUGCAGCAGCAGCAGAAACAACGGAGGCAGCAACCGCAACAAGAACAACAUGUUGACAACACACCAUUUGCAUCAUCUGCACCAUCAUCGAGGCAGCACCGCCGUGGAAUUGGAUAAGAUCACGAAUCUAAAUACGCUCAUCGUGGAGAUCAACAGCCAUGUGGCACUGUUUCGCGAUAUGCUGAUACACGUGGGGCAGGCCAAGGAUUGCCCCGAGCUGCGCGAGAAGAUACGCAAGCUGCGUCGCACCUGCGUGGAGGCAUUCAAGCACACCGCCCAGAUACUCCUGCCGCAGGUCAAGAGCGCCAUGGCCGAUGGCAUACUCACCGACAACCCGCACUUGGUGCUAGUGUUCUACAUGGCCCAGUUAUUCCUACGUGAACUUGUGAAAAGUUAUCGUCUCAUACAGGUCGUGCCAAUGGAUAUGUCGGGCUAUUAUGAGAACCGCGCGGGGCCCUCGAACCUGGGGAAUGUCAUAAGCCAAAUAUUGUUGUGCAAACAAUUUACACCCGACUUCAAUGAGGAGGAAUUGUGUAGCAUCACCAAAGACUCGCAGGACAUUGCCGUUCUACUCUCCGAACUGCAGGAGUACAUGCCACAACAUGAGGCAUAUUUGGAAAGGAACGCAGCCCUGGACACCACUGGACCCUGGCAGGCCAAGAGGCGCCAAAACUAUAUCUGCAAGAACAUGAGCCUACUGUGCUGCGUCUCAAGGCCCAACUAUCUCUGAGAGCAGGCCGACAGUGUUUAAGCUCCAGAAAUGGUUCCCAAAACACAGCCGCACUCAUACUCUACUUAUAUCAAUUACUAAGAUAAGACUAAGAUAUAUACCAUAUAAUACUUAACAAUAGAACAUGUUACAAAAGGAUGUACAAACUUCUAGAAGGAGAAGAAACAGAGUCAGAAGAAGUUCCAGAAGUGAGCCAAAAAUAAAAAAAGGAUCAGAGGAAGGAGUUACCCAAUUAGCAUUGUACUAUAAUUAAAGGAAGUGCAAAGGACGCAAUGUUUAUCUUCGUGUGUAUAAUCAAAGUUAAUUAUGCUGCAUAUACAAUAUUAAUGUAAAACGAAUUACAAAAAAAAGAUAUAGAUAUAUUCAUAUAUAGAGAAUUUCAGCUAUUAGAGUACAGCAAACAUUUAUGGAGAAUACAAUUAGCAUAUAAAGCCAGUUAAGACUUUUUAGGCCUGUAAAUGACAGUCACUGUAAACUUACACACUAUUUAUCAUAUACUAAAGUUAGCUAAAUACAUAAAUCAUUGAGUUAACAUUACGAUUAGGCUGAGGCUGAGGUCGGGCAGGACUUGGUGCUGGGAGCAAGGCAGUUAGGUUGUAGUUCCAUACGAAUAUGAAUGUAGCCUUCGUAAUUAAGUUGAAAGCCUCGGCAGGCAAGUGCUAAAAAAAAGCAAUAAAACACAGUGUUGUUAAAUCAAACACUGAAACAUACUCCUUAGCAAAUAGAAUUUUAUUCGGAAUGUCUCUAGGUUUCUGUUUGAUCAUUUCAGGGUUUUCAAAGCACAGUACCUAAAAAAACAAACAAAAAACAAAAACAACAACAACAAACGAGCAACAUGUGACCAAUGAAAAUAUAACUAAACAAACGAUGAACAAUCCAUUUUAUUCAAACAAAAAUUCAUACCAUUAAAUAUAAUAAAACACAAAUCCCGUGGACAGACAUAAAUAAGCAAACAAUAAAUUUCAAUCAACAAAGUUUUUGUAAAUUGAAAUGAAACAAAAUUAGGUUCCCGCAAAAGUUCAAAAUAAUCGCAACACGUUUUUUCAAGUAGUCACAAAAUGAAAUAAUAUUAUGGGUCAAUUAGUAGUGUUUUGUGGAGGACUUACAGCAAAG